AUGGUUGACGGCGGGGUUCGAGGGGAGCCCCAAGGCACUGCAGAACGAGUGAGUCCAGUAACGCGAUCGGUGAGCGCCCCUCUGCUAUGUUAUAUACCCGAUCGCAGCCGACAGGACAGCGAGGCCGUGACUCAGUGGUUAGGGCGUUAGACUUCUAAUCAACGGGUCGCGGAUCGAGACCCAAGUAUUGCACACCUCGAUUUUCGGCGUGGUUGGCUGACGACGGCUAGUAAGCCGGAAAUAGCCACCCCAGUCCGCUUGUCUUUGCGGGUAAUGUUUAGGAAGAUGGAAUUCUUUGGGAAACUAUAACUUUUAUUACGCAGAUUUUUGAGACUGCUCGUCUUCGGACUUGGGGCGUGCAAGAACAGUUAAUUUUUUAACUGAAUCUAACAAAGGAUUCCAUGAUUGGUUAAAUUCUGUGCCAAUGCGUGUUAAUUACAAUUUGUCGCCUCUUCGGGAUUGGCCCAAGCGGCCGUAGUAUUGGAAAUACCUAUUCCUCAUGCCUCAUGCAUUGACGUAUAAAGUUAUGGGGAUACCCAUUUUGGGAAAAUAGUUUGUAGAGGUAUUUCAUUUCUGCGCCAUAACUUGUUUCAUCGGAGUAGUGAGCUUUGACUCGAUUCAGAAGGCUGUAGACUGUACACCGUCUGUGAGAUACAGGGUGGGUACUCUCAAAAUGUAUGAUGACCUCUGAAUAUACCACUACGAUAAACUGAUGUGUGAAGUGAUCCAUCAGUUUUCCAUUGCACAAGGACAUCCCGAAAUGGGAGUUGUCCAUCAACCCCUGUUUCGAAUGCAAACUUGAUUCCUGUAAAUAUCGAGUUAACACCGGUAUGGAGCGGAUUCAGUUGACUUCUCUUGACGAUGCCAAGCGUCAUUUACAUAGCGCAGCCAGAGUUUGGGGUUAGCUGUGGGAAGAGCCAUGGUUUAUAAUUUCUGCAUUACGGCCUCUGCCAGAAAACCGGACAGGGGUUAACCCAUGGGAGCGCUUUUUAAUUGUCGAUAACAUUGUUUGGAAGAGGAGAAGUUUGUUUCCAGACAGAAAACUAGGAGUUGGAGUAAAGCGUCUGCAGGCACCUCCGCUCGUGUCGACUUUGUCUUGUUAUUGGAGUAUGAUAGGCUAGGGAAGAGAGAUUGCCGUAAGCAUUACACGAGACACCCUUGCGCUCUCUGCACAGCUCAGGCAUUUGAAUAGAAGAAGACAGGGAGGCGAUCGCGGGGAUCAGUUGCUUGUUGGUCCGCCGUUUCGAGCUAUCGUGGAAAAUAGGAGAGGAGCCAGCUGAACACUUCCUUACCGCCGCGCCCAUGAGACUGAAAUCCACUUGCACGAACCCCAACAACUGAUCAGUCCAUUGGCUUUCCAGGGAGAGGUCAACAAGCACGCUGACUUGUCAAUAAAUACGACGGCCGUGAAGGGGGACAACGCUCACUCGGGUCCACUGGCGGUUAAUCUCGGAGACUCCAGCAUUAAUCAACAGAGAACGGAUAGGUCAAAGUUCAUACGUCGGGCAAAAGCAGUCAAGGCCAACAGGAAGAAUUAGCAUUUUACUCUGGUAAUUGAAACGAGGGAGUUCCCGAAACGUCUGCUCAAAUAUCUUUCGGUCCAUGAACUCGCUCCCCUCUUCUUCGUCUUUUUCGGGGCGGGAGGAUGAACACUCCUAUACGGUACAUGAAGCCUGAUGACAGAACCUGAUGUGAGAAUAUUUGGGCGUCUUAACCGUUGUGCAUUUUGCUCGUCAUCCAGCCUCUUCAAGGAAAUUUUUUUCUCGUGCAGAAAAUGUGUCCACGUGAUUUUAUCAUAAAUUUGGGCGAAAAUAGACGUUUCGGAAUAAUCGGACAGUUUAAUAUGUUAACGCCUGUCUUAGACUUUGUUUUCGCACUUGAGCGUGUUUUUCUUCGAGAGGAGGGUAUUUUUUCUCUCGAGAAAGUUACUAAGCAGAGCUUGCCGCACUUGAAAAUUGGUUAUUUGUUCGAUGCUAACCGUGGGGAUCGGUUUGCUAACAGACAGGUUAUUUUUAAAAAGCUAAACGUUCUAUCUAUUCAGUAGUUCGAGUUUGGGGAGGGAAGAGGGAGAGUGAAACACCAAAAUUCCACUCAGCGCAAAAGUCAGAUUAGCAAAUCUGUGCGAUUUUGCGCCCUAAAGUGCAGUAAUAAAGUAUGCGGGCAAUCAUUCGUUCAAAUGGGUCGAUAUUGCUUUGCCAUUUAGAAAAUUCUGUUUUGACACCAAAGUGCCUAUCACCGAAUAGUUAUUUUCAGCUUCGAACAUACUAAAGAUUACUUUUCACACAGUCUAAUUUUUGCAAAUACAUAAUUUAUAAAUGGUACAAGCAAAACAUUAGCAGUUUCAGCAAAAUAUCAGUAUCUAUAUGGCCACUCUGCCGUACACUCAUAAUCGUAGAACGCAGUCCACAAGUGGACAAAGAUAGCAAAAAUGGACGCAAUAUGAAGAGAAAAGCAUGUCCUCACGUUUGCGGUAGGAAAAUAUCAGUAUUUUUUGCAACAUGAAAGAAACGGCCAAAAGUGUCAAAUUUUCUCUUGGCUGCAACCGCGUAAAACUGUAAAGUACACAGACAUCCGUCAGCGGAAUGCAGUGCUAAAACACUCCCUAAAAAGGUAACUUAUUAGAAAAAGUUUUCUAAUUGAUCGAAAGCAUAAUCGUUUCUGACCUUUGUUGUGGACGUUCAUUUUAUUUCACGAUGGGGUUUCACGUUUGUGGUGACUCUUUAAGGGUUACAGAGAACGUUAACUGAAAAAGAAAAGGGAGACUAGAAUAACCAUUUUUGGCACAUUAGACACCAUCGGUCAGCGAUAAUCAGCUCCGGAUUGGCGACCACUAAGGUUCGGACCCGCGUUCUGUUGGUUAGAAGCCCGACGCUCUAAUCACUGGGCCAAGAACUCGUCCUGUCGAUUGCGAUCGGGUAUACUAACUAUGGUAGAGAGCACUCACCGGUCGCGCUACGGGACCUUCUCGUCACGUUCUGCCUUAAGGCCUGGUUCGGAGUCCUGCAGGAAGUCGCACAGCCACCAUUAAUUUAUGCAUAUACUAAGCAAUCCUGCUAAUCUGAAGCGUAUUUCACAAUUUUGGUAGGUAUUUUAAUGAGGUAGGACAUGGGAGCUCUCACCGGUCUUUCUGAAAUUGCUCCUCAUUGUUCUUAUUCCCUUUCAUUCUACCCUCUCCUCACACUUUGAUAUGCCUCCUACGUGAACCUGGAGAGCAGUCUACGGGCAUCUCUUCUCUCAACAUAUUACUCUGCAUGUAAAAGCGCCCUUUAACUGCUCUUUCUAGUGCGAAUUGAACGUUACUCCGGACGCCCUCCAAGCUAUCGCUCAGCAGGCUAUGAUUACAAAGACUGGAGCUCGUGGGCUGCGUGCAAUAAUGGUCGGUUUCAUUUCAUUCCUUAUUAUUGUCGUCCUUCCCUGUAACUUUAUUUUUUGGCUUGGUUACUCAAGCACCCCACUUUAGUCUAGCUGGCAAAAUUUUCCACAGUUUGUUUACAAUCGGUUAUUACCUUGAUGUGCUUGGUGCAAGUUUUAAAAAACUGCACUCCCUCUGACGCAAGAAUAUGGACAAAUGGUCGACUGCUGAACGUUGGCGCAAACAAUAAGUUAUCCAAGAGCGGUACAUGCCGAAGAGCUAGGAAAAACCAUUGCGCCAGAGAAUGCAGAUCCACCCCAAUAACCUGCAGCGUUUCUCGCAACUGUUUUGCAGUCCUCCUGGCGAUUUCCAAAUCGUGCCGCCGUCUAAUUCCCAGCAAUGGUCUGCCGCUUGCGAAAGUUGAAACUUAAAAGCCCUUUUGAUGCGUACCCUGGGCAUCUGCGUCCAUGAUUAUGAGUAAUAAGGUGUAGGUGGUAAUGCCUUCUACUCAUUAAGUACUUUUCCAUGCCAGCAUCUAUUCACGUCUUCUGGUCUAAGUUACCAGCGAUUAUCUUUUUGCAGUACAGUUCCGAGAUCAGAGUAAGGAUAAAAUAAUUCACAGUCUCGCGCACAACCGGAAACCGUUAAAUUAUUGCGCGAAGCUGGUUAGUGGAAGAAUAAUGUGCCGGUAACCUUGAGGCGAAAUGAAAUCGUAAGGCUCAAUUUUUAGAGCGCCGUCCAGAUUUCCCGCAAUAUCACAAAGUAUACAGCAUUGGCACCAUAUGAGGCUUGCAUUGCAAUUUUGUGGCGGUGAUCACAGAGCUUUGUACAAGAGAAAGGGAGUAGUUGGGAAGACGGGCAUCUCGAUUGUUGGAACCCGAAUUUUAUCCUUUGACCGUCCCACCUCACCCUCAAACUCCAUAAUCGGAAACCACAACAGGAAAGAGUGUCGAUCGCACAGGAUUUACAGUAUUUACAGGAUGAAGUUGCCAUGCGACCCUGAAUUAACGCGGGAACUUCCAACUUUAUUUGUUUUAUGAUUUGGUAACAGUUGUCUUCUGUGAACACUGUCCCUGCCUUGUGUGCCCGGCAUUCUUUUCUGUUGCUCCCCCUCUCUGAUCGUGCGCUUGGUUGUCAAUCCAAAUCAUAGUGGAAUACAACAGUGGAGUCCUCUUCCUCUCAGCUGCACAUGCUUUUGUUCACAAAAACUGCCCAAUACAAGGCCACAGGACUCUGCGUAGUCAAUAGUAGGGAGUACUCAUUUGUUAUGAAGAGUUUCCAAGGGCGCAUGCUGUCGUCUCAUUGCACCACUGGCGUGACAAUAAAUCUCCACAUCGAUAUAGCAUGCAUAUCAAUCUUCGUUUGUUGGAAUGGUUAAUUGCCUUUGUAACGGCGCAUCUCCUGUGUGUUGUUUGUCGUGUUGACGCCAGACGAGUACAUCCUCCUUUUUCUUCGUCGUGAAUUAAAGCUUCAGAACGACUGAGUUCAGGCGUUCUGUACAGUACUCAGUGUUGUUCUGUUCAGUCAGGACAAAGGCAUCGUCAACGUAGCGCAUGUCCAGAAUUAGGGUUUUUAAACCUCGAAAAUUCAUCGUUUGUGAUUUUGGUGGGCGUCCUCAGCGGGAAUCCUGAAGACUGAUGAACCGAAAUCGUAUGUGAUCUCGUUGUGGGUAGAGAACAUUCUGGACUAGUGAUCACAAACUGCGAGAUCCUAAGAUGUGGGCCGAUUGCCGUUCCCAUUCAAGCGUUGAUCCAACAAACCAGUGACCCUUUUGACUGCCUGUGAAAAAGUGGGGGACACACUCUUUAUUUCAGGCGUAACUGUCUCCCCUUUGUCCGGGAACUGCUCUGCAGAAGGAACUGUUAUUUGUGAGUCUGUGGUCAGGAACCCCGGUCUCUUGAACAGCCAAUUUGCAAACCCAUACGCUGACGCCAGCACUGUUGAUUCCGGGGGACUGGAAACCGACCAGGAGUACUCGAGUUUUAUUUGGGCAUUUCGUUUUGUCAAGAAGAACGGUUGAUCACCCCUUACCGGUGGGCAGAGUAACUUAUUCUGUAUCGGCUUCCAGUUUAUUUAUCCCUUUUUCAUCCUGCCUUAACGGAAUGCGCUUUUCCUAAUGUGACAUGAGCAACGAAACGAACGACGAAUGCGGAUUCAUGCCUAUCAUCUGUCCGUUUGGAAGUUAGGCUCGGGGUUGGCGGUUGGCGACCCAUGCCGCACAGGCGGGAAAUCUCUGCAGUUUUGGGGCCGUUAAGAUCGUGAACCGAGGCGGCAGUCACACGUCAAGGCAGUCGCAAGCACCCUGGAUGUCAACCCCCACAUAAACCUACUUGUGCCCUACCUGGCCUUAUGAACCGGUUUGAAAGAAGGCACUCAAGGCCUGAAGUCAUCGGGGCUACUAAUUAUCGCCACAAUUGACGAGGACGUGCGUGACGCAAACUACUGCGAAACGCGGAUCCGUUUCGCACCCACGGUCGGCAUUAGCUACCUACGUGCCACGCACAGUUCGCAUGCAAUUCCUGAAUCAUGCAGUGAGAGCUACGCAGAGCUCCUGAAGUCGGAUAGGCGUAAUCACAUGAAACCACAGAAUACAAAUACAUUCCUGCCGUUUAACUCCCGUCCCCCUUUCUUUUUAUUCAACAUAAUCUGUAACUGGUGGUAGCUACAAGUUGUAGGAACUAAGAAACCCAUAUGGCCAGAAGCCGUUUUCCGUGACACGGGGACGAGCAGCCGACCGCACGAUUUAGAAGUGGCUUUUCUAACUGCGCCUAUCAACGCACAAAUUACUCGAUAUCCACCUCAUGAUCUACAAAGCGAACCUGUGUUGAGUCUGAGCAUCUGUUACGCUGGUAUCGCAAGGCGACCUUUGAUUCGAAAUGAAUCCAGCCGAUUCUAUAUCUCGAAAGCCGUAGCACGUACUUGAGUUGGCGAGCUUGGCGAUUGUUUGUCCCAUACACCCAUUAAACUAUCGUGUCUCAUGCUUUCCCAGCUACGAGGCAUGAUCCGUUCACGUGGUGCCAACCACCCGUUAUUGGUCUUUGCUUGUACUAUCGUCUCUCCCGUUUGUAAUUAACUCAUAGUUCUGCGUUUUUGGUUUUUAGGAGAGAAUUCUCUUACAGCCACGGUAUGAUGUGCCUGGGUCAAACAUUGUGAGCGUCAUAAUUGAUCGCGAUGUUGUCCUUGGGACUUCACCGCCAAAGUACGUCUUUAGCGAACCGGAGGUAGAGGAGAACUUUUCCACCAACGAGGCCUCCUGCCCGUCUGCGUUUUCCGGUUGA
Molecule: messenger RNA, 6630 nt
Organism: Spirometra erinaceieuropaei
Lineage: Eukaryota; Metazoa; Platyhelminthes; Cestoda; Diphyllobothriidea; Diphyllobothriidae
Source: the annotation of a GenBank genome assembly